This is a messenger RNA of Cyprinodon variegatus (sheepshead minnow), 1306 nucleotides long. It is a transcript of the gene nucks1a, whose product is annotated as nuclear casein kinase and cyclin-dependent kinase substrate 1. Gene Ontology annotation, cellular component: cytoplasm. Gene Ontology annotation, biological process: double-strand break repair via homologous recombination; interstrand cross-link repair. Lineage: Eukaryota; Metazoa; Chordata; Actinopteri; Cyprinodontiformes; Cyprinodontidae. The record is from RefSeq and is a predicted model, not a curated record. Gene Ontology annotation, molecular function: single-stranded DNA binding; double-stranded DNA binding. The transcript has 8 exons. Bases 252 to 1184 code for a protein of 310 amino acids.
UCGGGUUUGGUUGCACACAAGCUGCAGUUUCAGUUUGUUUUAUUCACCAUUUUGAGUAGCUGAACGUAAAAAUAAGGAUUUGAGGAUUUGGCGAGCAGAAUCUAGGCUUUGUUUUAUUUUCACGCGCUAGCUUGGACGGUGGAGCCGCGCGCCAGCCUCGCGCCUCUCGGUGUUGUGCAGAGCGGGAAUCUUAUUUCUUUGAACCCCCCCUCCCUGUUCUUUUCUGCUCCAGCUUCCAGUUUUCCUGCAGAAUGUCCAGACCAGUGAGGAACAGGAAAGUGGUGAACUACUCACAAUUCAACGAGUCCGACGAUGCAGAUGAGGAGUAUAGUGAGGACAAGCCUAAGAAGGUGCGCCCACCCCCUCGUGAGCCGAAGCACAAGCGCUCGAAGAAUUCACAGGAUGACAGUGAGGAUUCUGAUGAGAAGCUGUCCAAAUCUAAAAACGAUUCAGCAGAUGACUUUGGCAGCGAGGAGGAAGAAGACAAUGACUUUGGUGAAGAGGAGGAUGAGGAAGGAGGCAGCGACUACGAGGAAGAGAGAGGGAAGAAGGCAAAGAAAGUCAAGGUGGAGAAGAGCAGCAAGAGGGGCCCAAAGAGAAAACGGGCUGCAGAUGACAGCGACGAUGACAAGGAGGUCAGUCGAAAGCGGACGGUGAGGCAGGCUGCUUCCAAGGCUGUGUCAAAACAGAGAGAGAUGCUGCUGGGAGACGGCGGCAGCGAGGAUGAGGAGCACGAAGACCAGGAGGAGCCCUACAUGGACCCUGACGAGUCUGGCAGCGAUGAAGACUUCAUGGUGGAGGAUGAUGAUGACAGCGACUACGGCCGCUCCAAGAAGAAAGGAAAGAAGGUGAUUCGACGAGGACGGCCAGACAAGAAGGAGAAGAAGAGCCCCAAACCGCGACUAAAGGCCACAGUCACCCCGAGCCCCAUGAAAGGAAAGGGGAAGGGACGCCCCAGCUCCAAGACUGUGGAGAAGAGCUCACCCAAAGAGGAGGAGGAGGAGGAGGAGCCAGAGAGUCCUCUGGAGGAGGAAGAGGAGGAGGCAGGCGAGAAGAAGGAGGAGACUUCCCCCGCCCCCAAGACAACAAAGGAGUCUGCAGGAGGAGAGGAAGAGGAGGAGGAGGAGGAAGAUGAGGAGGAAGAGAACGGCUCAGAAGAGGAGGCGCCGUCUGGAGAAGACUAGAGGAGGCUCUCCGUCUGCAGCGCGUCUUUCUGUCUCUGAUGAAAUGUUGCUUUUCUUUUGUCGCUCUGCUUUUUUUUUUCAGUUUUUUUUGUCUUUCCCCUCCAAGCUGCCUGGCUCAACGG